Messenger RNA from Indicator indicator, 2082 nucleotides. It is a transcript of the gene CBFA2T3, whose product is annotated as CBFA2/RUNX1 partner transcriptional co-repressor 3. The record is from RefSeq and is a predicted model, not a curated record. Gene Ontology annotation, cellular component: nucleus. The coding region runs from base 1 to 1815 and encodes 604 amino acids. Lineage: Eukaryota; Metazoa; Chordata; Aves; Piciformes; Indicatoridae. The transcript has 11 exons. Gene Ontology annotation, molecular function: transcription corepressor activity. Gene Ontology annotation, biological process: negative regulation of DNA-templated transcription; DNA-templated transcription.
AUGCCCGACUCGCCGGCCGACGUGAAGACACAGCCCAGGUCCACGCCGCCCAGCAUGCCUCCGCCGCCGCCCGCUGUCACGCAGGGAGCCACUCGUCACCCCUCCUUCACACCGAGCACCAAUCGAGACGCUGGCCCUCCGACGUUUCUGCCCCGCGGCCGUUUUCAUGGUUGCUUGAAAUGGUCGAUGGUCUGUCUUUUGAUGAACGGGAGCAGCCACUCACCAACUGCCAUCAAUGGAGCCCCAUCCACCCCCAAUGGGUUCAGCAAUGGGCCAGCCACCUCCUCCACCGCUUCCCUGUCCACCCACCAGCUGCCCCCAGCCUGUGGUGCCCGCCAGCUCUCCAAGCUGAAGCGUUUCCUCACCACACUGCAGCAGUUUGGCAACGACAUCUCCCCUGAGAUCGGGGAGCGGGUGCGGACCCUCGUCCUGGGCCUCGUGAACUCUACGCUCACCAUCGAGGAGUUCCAUGCCAAGCUUCAGGAGGCCACCAACUUCCCACUGCGACCCUUCGUCAUCCCCUUCCUCAAGGCCAACCUGCCCCUGCUGCAGCGGGAGCUGCUGCACUGCGCCCGCAUGGCCAAGCAGACCCCAGCCCAGUACCUGGCCCAGCACGAGCAGCUGCUGCUGGACGCCAACGCCUCCUCCCCCAUCGACUCCUCCGAGCUGCUCCUGGAGGUGGGUGAGAGCGGCAAGAGGAGGACACCAGACAGGACCAAAGAGAACGGUUUGGACCGAGACCCUCUGCACCCUGAGCACCUCAGCAAGCGGCCGUGCACCAUGAGCCCAGCUCAACGCUACAGCCCCAGCAAUGGGCUGAGCCACACUCCCAGUAACGGGCUGGGGCACCCCCCCAAUGCCCCCCCUUUGCCCCAGCACUACCGGCUGGAGGACAUGGCCAUGGCACACCACUACCGUGACACCUACCGGCACCCCGACCCCCGGGAGCUCCGUGAGCGCCAGCGGCCAGCUGCAGUGCACGGGACACGGCAGGAGGAGGUGAUUGACCACCGGCUCACCGACCGGGAGUGGGCAGAGGAGUGGAAACACCUCAACAAUCUGCUGAACUGCAUCAUGGACAUGGUGGAGAAGACGCGGCGGUCGCUGACGGUGCUGCGGCGGUGCCAGGAGGCCGACCGCGAGGAGCUCAACCACUGGAUCCGGCGCUACAGCGACGCCGAGGACAUGAAAAAAGGCAGCCCCCCCUCGGCCCGCCCCCACAACAGCUCCUCCACCUCCGAGGCUCCCCAGUUAGAUGCUCACCGGGAGUUCACACCGCGGCCCCUCUCUGGGUACAUGCCAGAGGAGAUCUGGAGGAAGGCUGAAGAAGCUGUGAACGAGGUGAAGCGCCAGGCCAUGUCUGAGCUGCAGAAGGCCGUGUCGGACGCCGAGCGCAAAGCCCAUGAGCUGAUCACCACGGAGAGAGCCAAGAUGGAGAGAGCCCUGGCUGAGGCCAAGCGCCAGGCUUCCGAGGAUGCCCUCACCGUCAUCAAUCAGCAGGAGGACUCCAGCGAGAGCUGCUGGAACUGCGGACGCAAAGCGAGCGAGACCUGCAGCGGCUGCAACACUGCUCGCUACUGCGGCUCCUUCUGCCAGCACAAGGAUUGGGAGAAGCACCACCACGUCUGCGGGCAGACUCUGCAGGGGCUGCCGGCCCCCACCGCCCCCACUGCUGGUGUUGGGCUACCGCCAGGUCCGUGCCAGCCCGACGGCAUGGCUGGCAUGGCCAGCAGCCCCAGCGAGGCAGGCUCAGCAGCCGCGUCCCGCGCCGGCACGCCGGCAACUCCAGCUCCCCUGGAGAGCGCGUCCCGUUGAGCCCGGCCACCGCCACCACCGCUGCUACCGCCGCUCUCCAAGAGACACAGACUGCACUGGGUGCAACUUCCUCAGCUACCUGACUCAUGUGACCUCCGAAACGACCUCUCUAGCUCUCACAAAUAAUCCUCACGGAUCCUCAAACUGGGCUUUAAGUGGAGUUCAGGCAAAUACCGGUCUUCUCUGUUCUCUCUUCGGUCUUUGUUUUGGCUUUUUUCAUUUUUUAGUUGAUUGGGGAAUUGUGGUUCAGGGUUUUUUUUUUGGUGU